CGAGUUUAAAUUAAAAAGAGUCACUUUUACCCAAGCGUAAACAAUUGAUUAUGAGAAAACUGUUGAACUUAAAAUUAUUAAAAGUUUUAAAUCAAAGAUAUUUUUCUCUUUUUCCCAAAUCAAUUAGCAAUAAGUCUUUUCUGUCUAAGCAGACAGCUUUGUUAUCAUUAAGUAAUAUAGUAUAUGGUAAAAACGUAGAAUAUUAUCGAAGUAUUAUGGAUAUAAAAUCUGUAAUUAAAAUUAUUGAAAGUAAUUUACCCCCCGAAUUAGCUGAGAAAUGGGAUAAAACUGGAUUACUUAUCAAACCAGAUGAUAAUAUUGAGGUAUCUUCCAUAUUUUUUACAAUUGAUUUGACUGAAAAAGUUCUGGAUGAAGCCGUUAGCCAAAGGGCAAAUAUGAUUAUUGCUUACCAUCCUCCAAUUUUCAGUCCUUUACCGAAGCUUGUAUCAGACAAUUGGAAAGAUCGAAUUGUUAUGAAAUGCAUAAAAAAUUCUAUUGCUGUGUAUUCUCCUCACACAGUUUGUGACAUAGUUGAUGGUGGUGUUAAUGAUUGGCUUCUUAAGUGUUUUGAUGUGUGCGAUAUUUGUGCUGUUCAAACCAAGCAAGACUUUUCAGAUAGCAAAACCAUUUUUGAAUUUACUUUACCAAACAACAUAAAUAUAGACAACUUCAUGAAAAAUUUUCUUGGUUUUGAUUUAAUAUCAGUAUAUAAACACAAAGAAACACAGUUUGUGAGGCUAUCAUCCGACCUACCUCAUUGGCGUGCGUUUAAAAUGCUUUCAUGCCAAGAUGAAGUAGAAUUUAUUUCUGUUAAAUCUGCAUCAAGGAUUAAUUCAAUCAAGGGUGUUGGAAGAGUGGCUAAACUGAAGCAUUCAUUAAAAUUGAAGGAUUGCAUAGAUCUGGUGAAAAAUUAUUUGAAUCUAGCUCAUGUUAGAUUUUCGCUCGGUGUGAAACAUUCGUUAGAUACUGAAAUAGAAACUAUAGCUGUCUGUGCUGGAUCUGGUGCAAGUGUGUUGAAGGAUGUAACUGCAGAUCUUUAUUUUACUGGUGAAAUGUCUCACCACGAAGUGUUACAUGCUAUACAUAACAAUACCAGCAUAAUUUUAGUUGAACAUUCUAACAGUGAAAGAGGAUAUUUGAAAAAUUUAGCUGAUUUGCUACAGCCUCAGUUAAGAAAUAUAAAAUUAAAUAUUUCCUCAGUCGAUAGAGACCCAAUAUGUAUUGUAUGAUUGAUCGUCACAUUAAAAAUCAUUUAUUUAAUGCAAAUAUUUUGUUUGCAUUGGGGAAUAAUAAAACUAUUCUAAUUAA
Molecule: messenger RNA, 1308 nt
Organism: Parasteatoda tepidariorum (common house spider)
Lineage: Eukaryota; Metazoa; Arthropoda; Arachnida; Araneae; Theridiidae
Product: NIF3-like protein 1
Cellular component (GO): cytoplasm; mitochondrion
Source: RefSeq, a predicted model, not a curated record